UUCAACAUGGCGCUUCAAUGGCCGGGAAUUGUUCAUAAUUCAUAUUAACUUAUAGUAUUAGUGCUCAUUAUCGAUUACAGAGGAACAAUCAGAUUUCAUUCGGAAUCGGUCAGGAUGGCGUCAGACAACGGAGAGGAGAAGGUCCGGACCAGUGUAGCCUUGCAGUUCUUCAGCGGGGAGGAGGAGUCGGCUGCUGACAUGACGACCAGUGAAAAGGUCGUGGAACUGCUGAACCAGGCUGCGCUCAUCUCUACAGAGAGUAAACUAACAGUAUUGAAACAGGUUCAAGAGUUAAUCAUCAACAAAGACCCCUCUUUGCUCGAUAAUUUCCUCGAUGAAAUCAUAGCUUUUCAGACAGAUAAAUCAAUGGAAGUGAGAAAACUUGUCAUCGGCUUCAUCGAGGAGGCCUGUAAGAGGGACAAUGAGCUCCUCCCGAAGUUGAUUGCCAACCUGAACAUGUUGCUGAAGGACGAGAGCGUAAACGUGGUGAAGAAGGCGAUUCUUACCCUCACUCAACUCUACAAGGUCGCUCUGCAGUGGCUUGUGCGAUCUAAGAGCGUGUCGGACAUGCAGGAGGCAUGCUGGGAUAUGGUGACACAGAUGAAGGAGGACGUUUUGGCGCUGCUCGACUCUGAUAACGACGGCGUGCGAACGCACGCCAUCAAAUUCACGGAGACUCUCAUCAUCACCCUGUCCCCGAGAACGCCCGACUCGGACGUGCCCAAAAAACAGGAGGGGGACAUCAGCCUGGACAAAAUCCCUCGAGAUCAUUCGUACAUUCGUUACGAUGCUCUGUGUGAGGAGGGUAGGUCUGCUCUGGAGCAGUUGUUGAAGUUCAUGGUUCACCCAGCCAUCUCUAGCAUUAACCUGACCGCGGCUCUGGGCUCCCUGGCUACACUGGCUCGCCAGCGGCCCAUGUUCAUGUCUGAGGUGGUGCAGGCCUAUGAGACGCUGCAUGCAAACCUGCCUCCAACCCUGGCCAAGUCUCAGGUGAGCAGCGUCCGGAAGAACCUGAAGCUGCACCUUGUGUCGGUGCUGAGGCAUCCCAGCAGUCUGGAGUUCCAGGGCCAGAUCAGCACUCUGCUCCUGGACCUGGGCAUGACCCAGAACGACAUCGCCCGCCUCACCCCCGCCCCGCGGGAACCACGGAAACGACCCCGACACGAACCCCACAGCGAGGGCAAGAGGAUCAAAAUGGAGCCCACUUUGAUAGAGGAUGAUGAGGAUAAGGAAGAGCCAGCUCCAGUCACGCUACCCAAACCCUCAGCCUCCGCGGGGACGCAGUCCGCCAUCGACCUCACCGCUGACUUCCUGUUACCCUUACUCACGCCAGACAACGUAGCCAACCUGGUUCUCAUCAGCAUGGUGUACCUGCCCGAUGUGAUGCCAGCCUCUUUCCAGGCUACGUACACGCCCGUGGAGUCGGCCGGAACCGAGGCCCAGAUCAAACACCUGGCCCGGCUCAUGGCCACACAGAUGACUGCCGCUGGCAUCGGACCGGGACUGGAGCAGUGUAAGGCCCGCGAUGAGGAGGUAAAGGAGAGAGAGGGAGAGGGGGCAGCGGACGUGUCGUCCAGCUCCAAAGACCCUCUUAUCAUCCGCCGGAUGUCUGGGUACGGUCAGGCCAUUUCUGUCCUGGGAUCUCACACGGGCAAGAGCCAAACCCCGCCUGAACCCGAGGCGCCGCAACCCAAGAGACUGCCGGAGCCUAUCCUGCCCACCGCCAAGCCAAAAGCACCUGGGGCUAGUGGACGGAAGAAAGUGUUCCGAUUGGCUGAUGUAGUUCAGCCUCUGUCGUCUACUCAGCUGGAGAAGUUGACUAACAUGGCCAUCGAACGCAUCCUCCAAUCAGAGAAGGCUAUUGCUCAGAGUGGAAUGUCUCAUGUUCGGGUGAAGCUGCUGGCCCGUCUGGUGACCCAGUUUGAGGGGGUGAUGAAGGAGGACCUGCUGAAGUUCAUUCUGGAGGACAUCCGGAGCAGGAGCGACCUGGCCUUCUCGCUGCUCUAUCAGGAAUAUAACGAAUACCUCAGCCAGCUGCCCUCUGCCUCCCUGGACAGCUACGAGCACUGUCUGUUCACCCUGCUCUCCGGCCUGCAGGAGAAACCAGAGCAGAGGGACGGACUCUUCACAAAGCUUGUGUUGGAGGCCCCUCUGAUCACAGAGUCUGCCCUGGAGGUUAUAAGACGGUACUGUGAGGAUGAGUCGCGUGUCUACCUGGGCAUGACCACGCUGAAGGAGCUGAUCGUGAAACGCCCUUCCAGACAGUUCCAGUACCUCCACGUUCUCCUGGACCUCAGCUCGCACGAGAAAGAGAAGGUGCGCUCCAACGCUCUGACGUUUAUCAAGCGAAUGUACGAGAAAGACCACCUGAGGGACUACAUCGAAAAGUUUGCCCUCAACUACAUGCAGCUGCUCGUCCACCCAAACCCCCCCUCCAUCCUCUUUGGGGCAGACAAAGAUACAGAGGUCGCUGCACCGUGGACAGAGGAGACAGUGAGACAGUGCCUGUACCUCUACCUCUCUCUCCUGCCUCUAAACCACCGGCUGGUCCACGAACUGGCCGCAGUCUACACUGAGGCCAUCGCCGACAUCAAACGCAGUGUGCUCCGAGUCAUUGAGCAACCUAUCAGAGGUAUGGGGAUGAACUCUCCAGAUCUGCUCUUGUUAGUGGAGACCUGUCCUAAAGGAGCAGAGACACUGGUCACACGCUGCCUGCAUAUACUCACUGACAAAGUGCCUCCGUCUCCGGAGCUGGUGAAGCGAGUAAGGGAUCUCUAUCACAAACGAGUGCCAGAUGUACGAUUUCUCAUCCCAGUCAUCAACGGACUGGAGAAGAAAGAAGUGAUCCAGGCCCUGCCCAAACUCAUCAAACUCAACCCCAUCGUUGUGAAGGAAGUGUUCAACAGGCUCCUUGGCACACAGCAUAGUGAGGGUAGCUCCUCCAUGUCUCCUCUCACCCCGGGAGAACUCCUCAUCGCCCUGCACAACAUAGACUCCACCAAGUGUGACAUGAAGUCCAUCAUCAAAGCCACUAACCUGUGUUUCGGGGAGAAGAACGUGUACACCUCGGAGGUGUUGGCGGUGGUGAUGCAGCAGCUGAUGGAGCAGAACCCCCUGCCCAUGCUCCUCAUGCGUACGGUCAUCCAGUCCCUCACCAUGUACCCCCGCCUGGGCGGCUUCGUCAUGAACAUCCUGUCCCGUCUCAUCCUCAAACAGGUAUGGAAGUACCCAAAGGUUUGGGAAGGUUUCGUGAAGUGUUGUCAGCGAACUAAACCCCAGUCCUACAGCGUUCUUCUGCAGCUGCCCCCUCCUCAGCUGACCAGCGUGUUUGAGCGCUGCCCAGAGCUGAGAGAGCCCCUCCUUCAGCACGUCCACUCCUUCACCCCACACCAGCAAGCCCACAUUCCCUCAUCAAUCAUGGCCGUCCUGGAGGCCAACACCAAGAUGCCUGAGCCUGCUCCCAUGGAGGUACCAGAGGAAAGAGAGGUGCAGGCCCAGCACGUUGCAGUGUCAGUGGUGCAGACAGAAGCUUCGGGCCCCGCCCCAGUAGCACUGAAUGAGCCCGAACCCCAGGCCCAACCUCUAUUGGUCAGAACUGAGGAAGAGGAGGAGCCUAUGGAGGAAGGAGAGGUGGCGACCGCCAGCCAAGAGGACUCCGCAGAUGCCGUCUCACAGGAGGACGUUCCUGAAGCAGUAGAAAGUUCUGGUCCUGAGUCACAUGAGAAGAGUGAGGAAAAGAUGGAGGAGAUGCACACUGAAUCGUCCGACGCUACUGAGCACUCAAAAGACGCGGUGGAAGACAGUGGUGCGGAAGCCGAGACAGCUACGGUCGAUGCUGAGCAAGACCACUAGAAACAGAAAGGCAAUAAUUGCUUAAACUGCUGAUUUGAGCAAACUCAAGUUAUGAUCAUCUUUGUCUUUAUCAUCGACCUCAAAGGGUUUCAUCAGUGUCAGGAAGUAACGUUUCUGAUGUUUGCAGAGAAUUGGUGAAAAGCUGAAAUUAAAGCAGGUGUAAUAGAUUAUUUUGUUAGAUGUUUAUUCAAAAUUUGUUUGAAAAAUAAGAGAAAGGAAAAAAAAAAAAAGAAAAAUUUCAUCUCCCUUAACAGUCAUUCCCAAACGCAAUGU
Chanos chanos (milkfish) is the source of this 4125-nucleotide messenger RNA. It is a transcript of the gene sympk, whose product is annotated as symplekin. Gene Ontology annotation, cellular component: mRNA cleavage and polyadenylation specificity factor complex. NCBI's taxonomy places the organism in Eukaryota, Metazoa, Chordata, Actinopteri, Gonorynchiformes, Chanidae. The record is from RefSeq and is a predicted model, not a curated record. Bases 115 to 3852 code for a protein of 1245 amino acids. The transcript has 27 exons.